Messenger RNA from Cladophialophora bantiana CBS 173.52, 411 nucleotides. RefSeq lists its product as uncharacterized. The transcript has a single exon. NCBI's taxonomy places the organism in Eukaryota, Fungi, Ascomycota, Eurotiomycetes, Chaetothyriales, Herpotrichiellaceae. The record is from RefSeq and is a predicted model, not a curated record. Bases 1 to 411 code for a protein of 136 amino acids.
AUGAAAACCGAAUUCCAGCUGGAAUGGCAGACUUUGGGGCUGAAGCUCCUCAACAACACUGCUCGUGUCCCGAUGCUCUGUCACCUUUACAAUGCUCUGCGUAUAGUUGACUCAAAGGCGCCUGUCUGGCCGGACAUGGAGCUACUCAUCCGCAACCAGAGCCCGGGGGCAGUUUUCACGGGUGGCCGCCCUCAGACGCUCGUUCAAGCGCGAAACAGCUUUCUCCUCAGCAUUGGAAUGUCGGCGACAAGCCUAGCCAAAGACUCUCGCGGAAUGCGGCUUAGGAAGGGCAACACUGUGUUGCGACAAUAUGAACAAGGUCCGAUUGCUCGGAACCUCUUCUAUCGUUGGAUGGGUCGAGAGACGCGGAAGACCAACGAGGCUGCGUACCAGCUGCAGGAGCUACUUUAG